AUGUCGGCGAUGAUGGGGGCGCGGCUGGACCUGGCGCCCUUCCUCCUCUCCCCGUCGCCCUCGCCGCCCUCCUCCGCCCUCCGCCUCCGGACCUCCCCGCCCUCUCCGGCGGCGGCGGCGAGGACCCGCUUGCUCGCCCCGAGGGCUGCCGCCGCGGCGACCGCCGUCUCCGCCAAGCCGGCGGCGGCCGCGCCGCUGUCCGCCGACCGCUCCGUCGUCCGCCUCGGGCUCCCCAGCAAGGGCCGCAUGGCCGAGCUAACCCUAAGCCUCCUCAAGAGUUGCCAGUUGUCGGUGAGGCAGCUCAACCCGCGGCAAUACACCGCCGACAUCCCACAGGUUCCAAAUUUGGAGGUUUGGUUUCAGAGGCCCACUGAUAUUGUUCGUAAACUAUGUUCAGGGGAUCUUGAUCUUGGUAUUGUGGGUUAUGACAUAAUCAGUGAAUACGCGCAGGGCAAUGAUGAUCUAGUUAUUAUUCAUGAUGCUCUCGAUUUCGGACAUUGUCGCCUGUCCCUUGCGGUGCCAAAGGAAGGUAUUUUUGAUAGCAUCAAUACUCUGGAGGAUUUGUUAAAUAUGCCUCAAUGGACUGAAGAAAGACCCAUGCGUGUCGUUACAGGAUUUGGUUAUGUAGGUGCAAAGUUUUUGAAAGAAAAGGGUUUCAAACAUGUUUCAUUUUUAGCUGGUGAUGGUGCUCUCGAGUCAUAUCCUGCUAUGGGUAUGGCUGACGCUAUUGUGGAUCUCGUGAGUAGUGGAACGACUUUGCGUGAGAAUAAUUUGAAGGAAAUUGAUGGUGGAAUCAUUUUGGAAAGCCAGGCAACACUUGUAGCAAGUAAGAAAUCUCUGAACAGGCGUGAAGGUGUGUUAGAGAUUUCACAUGAAAUGCUUGAAAGAUUAGAGGCUCACCUCACAGCGUCUGGCAAGAUAAUGGUAACAGCAAAUAUGAGGGGCAAUAGUGCAGAAGAAGUGGCAGAGAGAGUUCUCAGCCAAACAUCAUUAUGUGGAUUACAGGGCCCAACUAUAAGUCCAGUGUAUUGCACACUUGAUGGCAAGGUUGCCGUGGACUACUAUGCUAUUAAUGUUGUAGUUCCCCAAAAGUCGCUUUACAAGUCUAUUCAACAACUGAGAUCUAUUGGUGGCAGCGGCGUCUUGGUGUCGAAACUGACCUACAUAUUUGACGAGGAGACUCCUAGGUGGCGCAAGCUUCUGUCGGAGCUGGGAAUGUGA
Messenger RNA from Triticum turgidum subsp. durum (durum wheat), 1221 nucleotides. Lineage: Eukaryota; Viridiplantae; Streptophyta; Magnoliopsida; Poales; Poaceae. The record is from the annotation of a GenBank genome assembly.